AUGUCUGGAUGUAAAGAACACCUCCCGUUCUGCGUCUACAAGAAAAGGAUCGCCUUCACGGAUCAACAGCUCAAGGACGCCAUUCAGCACAGCGAGAACAAGCCAGACUGCGAGCUCAGAAGCUCCACUGAUGACCCGAUCCAAAUACUGGGUAAGUUGUAUUCAUUACCAUUCAAUACAAAACUCUUUAUCAUCUUCCAGGGACGGUCGUCUACUACAGGAAAUUGUAUGCGACUGGCCGUUGUCAAAAACCGCUGCCUGACUGUGAAGUGAGAAUUUCCAUUUAUUGUCUACUUCAAAAACUUGUCUUUAAUUCAGGUCAUCGGCGACCAAAUCCUUGAGAUGACGGUAAUUCGGUCCCUCCACAAGUACGCACACCAUCUCGGAAAUCCAGUCGGACCGGUAAGCGGUUUUUGACUUUUAUAGCAUAGGUGCGGGAUGUUUGAGAAACGCCAAAACAUUUUUCGACGUUCCGGUCGGUUUGAAAUUUCCGAACCAGCAUAAAAUUUAUAGACUCUGUUACGUUUUUUAGUUUUCCCUUUAUUUCGGCUGGAAGAGCUAGAUUGACACUUUUCAUCACAUGCUUAAGUCACUGUCCACGUAAUUUGUGAAAAUCUUGUACAGUAGGCGCGGCGGAAAGUGUUUUCGAUCGGGCUGAAAACCCCACAGACCCCUAAUCUUUGGCUCCGGGCUACGGGUAUUCACACAAAAAAGCUCAGCUUGAUCGGAAACGAAACACUCUGGGCAGGUUGACCAACGGUUGUUAACGAUAUAUAAAAACCUUAUCUAAUGUUGAAUAGAGGCUCUGAUUCUGUUUUCAGUGGAAAAAAGCACAUUUCCUAGUGUAAAACAUGCUAAAUAAUGUAUUUUCCAGUCCCCAUUCAGCUCUGAGAGAAAAGUCACUCUCAACGUGAACUACGACCUGCAGGAGACGAACGGCAAGGAGUUCAAGCUCAAUCUCUUGAAAGUGGAUCCGCGCACCAAAAACUUGGUAUGGUUUCAUCAAACUAUUUACAGAAAAACUCUUUUUUGCAGCAAGACUUGAAACACGUUGUGUUCACAAACGCUUCUGCGAAAGCUGCUAUCAGUUUCGAGCUGAACUCGCUCGUCAACGAGGCGCGAAUCAACGGCGACGAAAGUCUGCAAAUUCUCAUUGAAGGAUGUUACGAUGAUAAUCCUGGUAAGUGGAGAUAUCCUGAUUUUCAAUCAGAGUUUGCGUAAUUCGUAAUUCAGAAACCUCAAUCCUCAAACGAGUGGAAGUUUGGAGCCGCUCGGAGGGCUACCGCUUCUCGAAAGAGACGAGCGUGCAGGCGCACAAGAAGAGUCGCCAAUACUUCAACCCGAGAACUAUCGGCGCAGAGAUAGACCAUCUCCUGGACAAGCCGGCCAUCGGACCAUCGGAUUCGACUUCAAGGUUCCGACUCUCCGUUGAUGGUCACUGUUUUUCGAAUGCGGACAUAAACACCACUCAUGAUUUCGAUUCGAACCGAAACGCUUACCGUACGUAAAUUUUGUCAUGAAUUGAAAAAAAUAAUAGUGAAAUGCUAUUUCAGGUUACGAAGGAAUCGAUUACGGAUGGGACAGAAACCGGAAGCGUCAACAGGACGUGAACAACGAGUUCCGCGUGCAGUUAGCACAGAUGCGCGGGAUUAUGGGUGUGAAGCUGAUCACUUACCCAAAUGUGUGCUCGGUGAAGAAGCCGAUCUACUGUGUCGUCUGCAAGACGGAGUUCCCGACGCUGCCGCUACUGAUUCAUCACAUCAUCACAACGUACCCGAAACUGGCAAUUGUGGUCGGAAAGAAAAUUGAGCCGGAUGUAAGCGUAAACUGAAAAAAUUUUAUUGCAAUUGGUUCAUGUUUUCAGGGAAAUGAGCAUGUAGAAAUACAGUUGUUUGUCAAUGCAUUCAAGCGCGGCGGCCUGGGACGUCCCGACGUCGUCAGCUACAUGGUGUACCUAGAGGAGGUCAAGCAGGAGCUCUUUUUCUCCAGUUCCUUGUUUUCAUCCAUGUCAUACGCGCUCAGCUCGGAGGAAUUUAUUGAGGAAUUGAACUUUUCUUACAGUCAAUUGCACGGAAAGACAGUUGUUUGUAAUGACUGUCGAUUAAUUCCUCACAACAUGGGCAAAAGCAUGUCUGACUUGGAGGAAGUCUACUUAGUGAGUCACUUUUUUGCGUUCUGAUUGAAUUUGAAGUUUACAGCACAUGAACGCUCGAGAAGUAGAGUUCACUGAGAACUUUUUCUGGGUUCUCUGGAAGAACUUCUUGGCGAAGAGCCACGUUUGCGGUAUUCAAGACCGCGGCAUAUUCCAAAUUCUCCGCAUUUUUGUGCUCUGCCACCAGGUCCCGAUCGCCGUCCGGCUUUACAGGUUCCGAAAGAACUUCGACAGGAUGAUUGGGGAAUACUUCUCGAUAAUCUUUCCGGACGAGAAGGAACUAACGCAAAUUGAGAAAAUGGACCUGCACAAGAGGUGAGAGUUCAUUUCACAGAUUGACCUAACCUUACUCAAUUUGAUUUCAGAAUGGAGAUCGGAGAGUACGAUCCGCUCGGAGACGACGGCCAUUUCAUCUUCAAAUCCGUCUGGAAUAACAAGAAGGACAUUCUGAAGCAACAAGUGCCGGAUAGGGUGAAGAAGGUGCUCAGCAAGCCGUGUCCGCAAACGUAUCAGGAGAGAAAAGAAGUCUGGGACGAGAUUCGCUGGGAUGAGGCUUCCUUGGCCGUGAUCCGCGUCGGCAACGUCUUAACUCCAAACUGGGUAAGAGGCGAUAAACAUAACAUGUUGUUCAACAAAAGUUCGUUUCAGACCAAGAACGGCAACAUCAUCCACGUGCCGAAGUGCCUCUUCUUUGGAAUCGCCGACAAAGACGAUUUGAUCCAGCUAGAGCACGACGAAUUCUUCCGGCAGUAAGCGGUUCGGCUUCAUAUCAGAGUGGCGGCGACAUUUUUCUGUAAAUUUACCGGUAAUUCAGCCAUCAAUGGUUAGAAAUUCAAUCGAUAAACCACAUUGUCAUCCUCCCGCACCCCCCAACUUUCUGCACAGUUUUCUCCAAGAACUUCGUCGUCAUUUUCAAUAUUUCCGUCCAAAUUGUGUUUAUCUAUUCCACAAGUGUUAAGAUUUGAUGUAAAAGUUGUCAAUUAGUUAUUAUCGUCUGCUUUCUCACACUUUAUCUGUUCCCUCACCGUUUUCCCGCACGUUUGCAUGCAACGUUUACGUAUUAUAAAUCCAAUCUCAUAUCCAAUUAGUCUGCUUUCUUUUUUGUGCUUUGUCUUUAAAUGCUUAAUGAACCGACUGUGUUUUCGACAGAAAUAAUUCAAAAUACUUUCGUCUUUCUGGUACAUUCCGUAUUUUACCUCGUUCGUCAAUUAACAAUCUACAAUUGUCUUGUUUCGUUCAGAGAAUCCACAAUGACGUCUACCGAUGAACUUGCCAAGCUUUGCUCCUUCUCAAUGCCCGAUUGUAAGGAUGCCGACGAUGUUAGUGCUGAGUUGGAAGUGAUCGAAAUGGAGCCGGAAGAAUUGACGGGAGAAGAUCAGACGAUUGGUGCGUUUUCAUUCCUUUUGCGUCAUAGGCUCGAUUCUCAAGCUUUUGUUCUCGAGGACUCACUCUGCUCUGCAUUUCAGACGUCAUCGAGCAGUAUAGAAAACUGUCAGUGCUUGAGAAACCGAACAAACAGGACGACUUCACAUUUGACAGCUUGGAUUUCAAAAAGAUGUUGGAGACGUGUUGGGUCAUGGAGCAUCUCUCCAGAAACCACGAGCAUCUGGGAUUUCCCGUCAAAAAGGUUUUUCCGAUCUCAGUAAUCGGAAAACUGUUCAAAAUAUUUCAGAUAGAGAAUGAGUUUCCUUUCGUGACCGUGUUCAAAGUGGGUCAUUUGCGCAACCUGCAAAAAGGCGACUGGUUCACUCUCCAAGUCUACAGAACCGAUACAAAAGUACGUUGCAAACUUUAAAGUAACUCUCAUUCAUCUGAUUUCAGAUCUUAGUCGGAUUUGGCAAAUGGGAAACGCCGGAAAUGGGAGACACGGAGAUUUCUGCGCAGGAGAGAAGUGUGGAUGUGAACGUCGUACUCGACACUAUGAUUGCCGAGUGCAAAGUGAACCAGGCGAAGUCGUUCGAUUUGUUGAUCGAGGGAUUCUACUCCAGUUUUGUGACAGAAGGUAGGGCAAAAACAGUAUAUUUGCAUGGAUUUUGGGCUGAAGAUUUUGCUGGCGCGGAUGCUUCAUUUUGAGAAAACUAUAGAGAAAUCUGAAAAAAGCAGGGCCAGCACUUGCAAUAUUCCGAUCGGACCCAAACUUUGCAGAAUUGUUAGACUUGGAUUGAGGGCCAUUGGGACCUAGUUUUAGACCGAUCGGAUCGUCGAGUCCCGAGAUAUAUGGAUCAUUGGCCGAUUUUUUCCAAAAAGCCCGGGCUUCCGGCCAAUUUCGGUCAAUGAUCCACAUAUCUCGAGACCAGAUGAUUCGAUCGGUCUGAAACUUGGUCCCAGUAUGCUUCAACCCAUGUCCAACAAUCCUGCAAAGUUUGGGUCCGAUCGGAAUAUUGCAUGUAGUUCAAAAGUCGAGGUCAAUGGUCGGCCAACGAAAAGCCCGGGCCGGCCAAUUGCCCAGCCCUGGAAAAAAGUACAGAUCUUAUAUAUGAGCGUUUCUAUUUAUUACAGAUGGCACAAGUUUGGAAGUCAAGAACUCAUCGUAUCUGAAACGAGUUGUUGUGUGGACACGCGAACAGGGCUACAUCUUAUCUUCUGACAUGAGCAUCCUCAUGUGGCCGGUCGAUUUCGAAGAAGCUGUCGCGUCGGCCAGCAUUUUCGAAACGCUCCUCGACACUCCCGAGUCUGCGAAAACCGAAUCUUCCGCAAACUACGAGACGUUUGUCAUGAGAUUGUGGCCAGAUGGGAUGAAGGAGGAGGAGACGAGAAACAACUGGGAGAACUGCUCUUCGAUUGCCUGUGAGUUUUCUUUUCAUCAAAAUUCUGCUCAACUUCUGGUAUUUUUGCAGGUCCCGCCGAUAGCUUUAAAUUGUUCAAUAACAAAGUGAGCUCGGAAGUUGUGAGAGGAUUUAGCGAGACAAUGGAACACUACGUGAAAAUUUUCUCGACAGGCUCGGUCACGUACACUCCGAAGUGCGCAACGAGCGGAAAUUCGAUUGAGUGCAUCGUCUGCAGCAAAGUGUUCAAAACGGUGCCGGCUCUCGUCUGCCACCUCUUCUACAGAUAUCCGGAGCUGCUAGUGCGGAUUUGCAAAGAGACCUCGCCGAAUGUAAAUGAUUUCUUUAAAAUGUAUCAAUCGAAAACAGUUUACAGAGUAUGGGCACUUGUCAUUUGCUGAUAUCAGCCAGGAAGCCGACUGUGCACCAUUUAUACAAUCCGCAGGUGCAGGAAGAAUUUUAUAAACUACAGAAUGAAAAGGAGAAAUUCGGAUUCCUCUCCUUACGCGCGUUCAGCACAUCGCGCCUGUUCCUCCCACUCUCGGAGUUCGAGAAGGAUAUCCAAAAUAUCAAACGCAACUUUAAUACGGAAGAGCACAUGCUUGCCUGCCACGACUGCCAGAUGGAACCACUCAACUGGAGCAGAUUCCGAAAGGAUUUGCUAGAUCUUCAUAAGGUCUUCAAUGUUUUUCUUGUACAGUUCAUAUUCUCAUUUUUUAGAUCGCCAACAUGCCCGGAGCCAAGUUCGAUGAGCAGAUCGUCUACUUGGCCCUCAAGGGAUUUUUCGCCAAGGUCCGCGCAGUUAACUUCUUUGACAUCACCGGCUACCAGCUCUUGAAGCUGUUUUUGUAUACAAACAAAAACUUUCUUGCGCUCGUCUGUGACAAUUUUAAUGCGAUUUUUAACGAGUUAAUCGUUAAUCAUUCCGAAAACAUUUUUCCGGACGAGAUCCAGAUGGCCAGAAUUCAUCAAAUGGAUCUACAGAAAAGGUUAGUUGAUAAAAAUACAUUGGACAUUUGCGAUGACAAAAUAGUUUGUUUCAGAGUGCAAAUAGCAUCUUAUAAUCCAGCAGGAGCUCACGGCACGUGGAUCGCCGAGUUCCUAUGCCACAGAAAAGAGCAAUAUUUGAGGAAAAGCGGCCCGGGGCUCGAUCUUCUGAAACGAUUGUUAUCCAAAAAGUUACCGCUUUCGGAAAAAGAGAGCCUCGUGAUUUUAAAUCUCAUCCGAAAGGAUGAGGAUGCCGCCGAGGAUACUGGAGUUCUUGAAAUCUUCACACGUAUAGAGGUAGCAUAUCAGUUUUUAAAAUUAAUUUUGAAAAAUGAUUACAGGUUGUCAACAAGGAUGGAUUCCGGAUUCCACGUUGCAUGUACUUGGGAAGUUCUCCAGACGAGCAGAAUGAGGAAAGGCACACGAUGAUUCACAAUUUUCCAGCUUCAUAUGGCCAACAUUACCCGAAAUGA
Molecule: messenger RNA, 6377 nt
Organism: Caenorhabditis sp. 36 PRJEB53466
Lineage: Eukaryota; Metazoa; Nematoda; Chromadorea; Rhabditida; Rhabditidae
Source: the annotation of a GenBank genome assembly